GUGAGCCCAACAGUGAAACAUGGCACCUGUCUAGCACUGCAGGAAUCGCCUUUUGACAGAAAAAGAUCACAGAAAACAUCGCGUUUUACUCUUUAGUGUCCUCGACUGUACAAUGCAGAAAAUCAAGUCUCUGAUGGCCCGUCAGGGUCUGAAAAGUCCUCAGGAGAGUGUGGUUGACAUGAGCCCCGUGGAGAGCUUCAGGACUCCCAGCAAGGAGGAGCUGAGGGAGCUGAGAGAGCAGCCCACCGAUCCACAGGCAGAACAAGAAAUCAUUGACAGCAUAGAGGAAGUCUACUUCUCCAGCGACUCGUUUGACAUGGUUCAAUAUGAACUUGAGAAACUCCCUCCGGAUCUGAACCUCCUGGAGCUGGAGGAGUACAGAUAUAAGCUGAAGCGACAGCAAGCAGCCCUGUCCUAUCGGCUCAGUCAGGGUGAAAGAUGCAGCACUUGGGACCCUUGGGGACCACGAUGCCUGCCUAUUGGGGCGGUCAUGAGUAAACUGUUCCCUGGCAGUGCGGUGUCCCCGGGGCCCUGA
Danio aesculapii is the source of this 535-nucleotide messenger RNA. RefSeq names its product syndetin-like. NCBI's taxonomy places the organism in Eukaryota, Metazoa, Chordata, Actinopteri, Cypriniformes, Danionidae. The transcript is spliced from 5 exons. The record is from RefSeq and is a predicted model, not a curated record. Gene Ontology annotation, molecular function: SNARE binding. Gene Ontology annotation, biological process: endocytic recycling; retrograde transport, endosome to Golgi. Bases 113 to 535 code for a protein of 140 amino acids. Gene Ontology annotation, cellular component: EARP complex.